This is a messenger RNA of Cyphomyrmex costatus, 618 nucleotides long. RefSeq lists its product as uncharacterized. The record is from RefSeq and is a predicted model, not a curated record. The coding region runs from base 25 to 618 and encodes 197 amino acids. The transcript is spliced from 4 exons. Gene Ontology annotation, molecular function: inositol-1,3,4,5,6-pentakisphosphate 2-kinase activity; ATP binding. NCBI's taxonomy places the organism in Eukaryota, Metazoa, Arthropoda, Insecta, Hymenoptera, Formicidae.
GACGAGGUUCCGAAAUAAAGAUAUAUGACGGUACGCGUUGAUGCACCCGAGAAACGUCGAGGCAUAUUGCAUUCGAAACCUACCAUGUUUUUCUUGAAAACGACAUCUGCUCCCGCUGGAGAUGUGAGAGAAGAAUCAUCGUUUGAUUCCGAGUCGAGUUUACCCUUUACGGCUCUCGCUGUAAAAGAUGUAAUUUAUAAAGGAGAAGGAAACGCCAAUAUCGUUGUCACCCUACCACACGAGCGCACGGUAAUACGAUUUCGGAAGUCGUUACCAGACGAGGUUUCACCGGAUAGUAGUAAAAUACGCGUGCAACGGGAGGUGGGAUACACCAGGAACGUGGUUUCCUAUUUUUUGGGCUCUUACCUGCAGAUCCCCGAAAUUGUUCGUUACGAUGCGGCCGAUAUAGCCAAAUUGUCGGACGCCGUCCAUCCUCUUCGACCAGCGGCAUCGGUGGUCAACGGCAACCCUCCCUCCCGACGACCUAUCGCCACUCCUCAUGCAGGUGGCCGAGGAGGUGGAGGAAUUCCUCCACAGUGCCCACCUGCAUGUGGUGCAUUAGCACCUGGUCAAUCGGGGGAGGAUUUGCCUCACCGACGACGCGCACCUCCUCGAUGA